AUGUAUAAAAUGGAGUAUUCUUACCUAAAUUCCUCUGCCUACGAGUCAUGUAUGGCCGGGAUGGACACUUCGAGCUUGGCAUCGGCCUAUGCGGACUUCAGUUCGUGCAGUCAAGCCAGUGGGUUUCAGUACAAUCCCAUCAGGACCACUUUUGGGGCCACCUCCGGCUGUCCGUCUCUCACGCCGGGGUCCUGCAGUCUGGGGACCCUGCGGGACCACCAGAGCAGCCCGUACGCCGCAGUUCCAUACAAACUCUUCACGGAUCACGGGGGACUGAACGAGAAGAGAAAGCAGAGGCGCAUCCGGACCACUUUCACCAGCGCACAGCUGAAGGAGCUGGAGCGGGUUUUUGCUGAAACACACUACCCGGACAUCUACACUAGAGAGGAGCUGGCACUCAAAAUCGAUCUGACAGAAGCCAGAGUGCAGGUAUGGUUCCAAAACCGACGUGCCAAAUUCCGCAAGCAGGAGCGGGCUGCAGCAGCGGCUGCAGCUGCUGCCAAGUCCAGUUCUGGAAAAAAGUCCGAUUCGAGAGAUGAAGACAGCAAAGAGACCAAAACCACCGACCCUGACAGCACAGGAGGACCGGGCCCGAACCCCGUGCCCACCUCCAACUGCGGCGGGCCGAGCCCUACUGCAGGCCAAGUCAACACCACCGGGAACGGACAAGCGGACCAAGUGAAGACCUCCGUGUCCACCGGCAUGGGAGUGACAGCACCAAGCCAAGGCUGGGCCACCGCACCGGGGACCAUCACCUCUAUCCCGGACUCAUUGGGCGGGCCCUUCGCCAGCGUACUGUCGUCUUUGCAAAGACAGAACGGAGCCAAAGCUACGUUAGUAAAGACCAGCAUGUUCUAA
Pelmatolapia mariae (spotted tilapia) is the source of this 858-nucleotide messenger RNA. It is a transcript of the gene phox2bb, whose product is annotated as paired like homeobox 2Bb. Lineage: Eukaryota; Metazoa; Chordata; Actinopteri; Cichliformes; Cichlidae. The record is from RefSeq and is a predicted model, not a curated record. The coding region runs from base 1 to 858 and encodes 285 amino acids. Gene Ontology annotation, biological process: enteric nervous system development; regulation of transcription by RNA polymerase II. The transcript is spliced from 3 exons. Gene Ontology annotation, molecular function: RNA polymerase II transcription regulatory region sequence-specific DNA binding; DNA-binding transcription factor activity, RNA polymerase II-specific.